GCUGCAAAUUUUCAAGUCUGCGGGUUAGACCCGACUUUUCUUUUGUAGUCCCGGAGGCCCUGCACGUGUUGUCUUUAUUUCAUACAGAACAUAUAUUACGACGAACAAGAGAGGCAUGGAGACCACGGGUUACAUUGCCCCUGAAACCACCAUCCCCACCGAAAAGCUGAACAUAGUCACUCAUGACACAGCUGCAUCUGUGAACCAGAAGACUCCCAUCAGCAUCCUUCAGGAGCUGUGUGCUCGCAACUGCCUCACUCCGGAGUACAAGCUGCUGUCUGUCGAAGGUGCAGUGCAUGCGCCCACAUUCAUGUACAGGGUGCAGGUGGGUGAAGUCGUCGCCAAUGCCACCGGCCAGAGCAAGAAAAAGGCUAAGCACGCUGCGGCCAGGGCUAUCCUUGAAAAGCUCCUCGCCGACGAUGGUCCAUUUGCCAAGUAUCGGGCUGCAGUCAUGGAAGACCUUCCUUCGAUGGAGCAAACAGAGACGGUGCCCGCAGCAGUUGGUGAAAUGGCACCAAGCAACAAUGGGCUUCCUGGCAGCACACCUCUAGCAGGCAGCACUCUUGGAAGCACGGGAACGCCAGCAGCUGGGGCAGAGGAUGAUGGCAUCGUAGGUAACCCGGUUGGAGAGCUGCAAGAGCUCUGCAUGAAACUUCGCUGGCGGCCCCCUUUUUACGAGACCGUCAUUGAGGACGGCCUUCCCCACGAGCGCACUUUCGGCAUCUCCUGCCUCGUCAACAACCUCAACGAAAUGGGCAAAGGCAAGUCAAAGCGCCUGGCAAAGCGUCAGGCUGCUAAGAAGAUGAUUGAACUUAUCAAGAACGUUCAGAAUGGCCUCCUUAACGGCGAGGAAGUGAGUUUUUCAUUUUACAUCGGAAAGGAGUAG
Molecule: messenger RNA, 886 nt
Organism: Rhipicephalus sanguineus (brown dog tick)
Lineage: Eukaryota; Metazoa; Arthropoda; Arachnida; Ixodida; Ixodidae
Product: RISC-loading complex subunit TARBP2
Exons: 6
Coding region: 116-886 (256 amino acids)
Source: RefSeq, a predicted model, not a curated record